Messenger RNA from Helobdella robusta, 2634 nucleotides. RefSeq lists its product as hypothetical. The record is from RefSeq and is a predicted model, not a curated record. The transcript has 8 exons. Bases 1 to 2634 code for a protein of 877 amino acids. Lineage: Eukaryota; Metazoa; Annelida; Clitellata; Rhynchobdellida; Glossiphoniidae.
AUGUCGGGGACAGAUGCUCCAGCAUCACCAGAUAUCCCACUCAGCAAAGGUGCCUAUCAGAUUGAUUGGGAUAACUUUGAUGACAGCAUUAACCCUUUUCAGGCUCGAACAAAAGUCAAUAACUCUCCACCACCCCAAUCGUCAUCAACACAACAACCACCUUCAACAACUUCAAAUAUAAAAAUUAAAUCAUCAAAAUUAGUGAAAACCAGUGGCAACAUUAAAAGGCCAACACCCACACACCCAAAUAAUGUUGAAAAAAAUGUUGAAAUCAACAAUAGCCCCAGCAGCACUGCCAACCAGAAUGGUUGCUGUAGUACAUCACAACCUACAACAAAUUUUGAAAUGUCACAACAAUUAAUAGUUCAAAAAUCAACCACCAUCACUGACAAGCCCAAGCCCCAGAGUGCCAAUCUGCCCAUUAUCAACAACAGCAACAAAGUUAGGAAGUUAGUAGCGCCAUCUUCAGCUGGGGACUUAAUAAAGAAACAGCAGCAAACAGUGCUAAGACAACAGAAUCCCUUAAUCAUAAAAACCAAUGGUUUUUUUGCAAUAAUUAAUAAUAAUGAUAAUACUGGAGUCGACAGUGCUAUUACAGAUAUCAAUGAUGUGAUUGUUGGAGUUGAAAACAUUAAUUCUAACGUUAUAUCAUCAAGCAAACUUAACAAAGUUACUGUCAUCAGAAGUUCUUCAGCACAGCAACAACAGCUCAGUGACAACAACAAUAAUGACAACAACCUCAAUGACCCAUUUAAACCGGCUACAUUGCUCAGCCAAUCAGAUUCUGCAUUUAAUAGGUCAAGUGAUGAUUUAGGGUCAGUUGGGGCCAACAGUAAUAAUAAUAAUAAUAAUAAUUCAGUUAUUGGCAAAAAUAAUGAUAUAACUGAGUUUGGCGAUAGUGAAUUUCAUCAACAAGAGUUACCAUUAGGAAUAAAAAGAAAGCCCAUACUGUCCAGUACUUUUAGGAAAUCAAAAUCACCGAAGAACACAGAGAACAAUGAUCAUGAUACUAGUUUAACUCCAUCAUCAACAACAACAACAACAUCUAACAACAAUGAUCAUGAUAACGUCAUUGCUGCUGCUACUACUACUACUACUACUGCCGCUGCUGCUGCUGCUGCUACUUCUACAACUACUACAGAUAAUAGCAACAACAUCAGUAGCAUCAAUAGUACACCUUAUGUUACGCCUACUGCCACACCAAUUAAUGAGAUUAAUGUCAGCGCUGACAAUGCAGAUGGCAAUUCAGAUGACAUUAACAAUGUUAACAAUGAUGAUGGUAGUAAGAAUAGGGACAAUAGAUCUAUUGAAAAAGAUAUUGUUGAUGUCAUUGAUGAUUCAAUUUUCAACAACAACAACAAAAACGCUAACAACAGUACAGAUUUGGUUACACCAGUGGCCGCAAGCACAGCACUAAAUAUCGCAGCAGCGACAGCAGUAGCUGCAAUGGCGUCAACUACGUUAUCGCAAAAUGAGAUAUCGAUUGAUUCCGGCUUCUGCCAGCUCUCCCUAUCAACGUCAUCAUCUUCUUCUGUUACUUUUAAAACACCAUUCGAUUUUAAUACAAAUAUUCCUACUACUACAACUGAUAACGAUGCUAAUGAUGCUAAUGAUGCUGCUACUACUACUACUACAACUACUACUACUACUACUACUACUACUACUACUACUACUAUUAAGAAUGGUGGUACCGCUUCUGUCGCUACUGCACAAGCUGAUACAGUGGCUGCACAAGCUGAUACAGUGGCUGCUACGGCGUCAACUGUCGUUAAUAAUAAUACUUGUGGUAAUGCUAAUAAUAAUUGUAGUAUUAGUAGUAGCAAGAAGGAUGAUGUCGAUGAUGGUAAUGUUUUUAGGGAUUGUGAUGAUGUCGCUUUCAAGGAUGCUACUCCUUUCUUCAUUGAUUCAUCUGGUCUGGAUGCCCUUGAAAGCAAAUGGUCUGCUUCUGAGGCAACGGACCCAAACAGUAAACUAACAAGAGAAUCACUAUAUGUCAAGUUCGACCCAUUAGUUCCGAAAAUCUACGCUGCUGCAGGUCAAAAGCACCGCCAGCAUCAGGGUGUUGGUAGUAGUAGCAGCAGCAACAAUCAAGGUUGUAGUAGUAGCGCAAACCAAGGUAGUAGCGGUAGUAAUCUGAAUCAAAGGAGUAGUAGUGGUAAGCAAAGACAACAGCAUAGAUCAAAUAAUAAUUCGCCAUCUUCUACAAGUUCUUUGCCAUCCGGUCAUGGCAAUGCUGCUGCUGCUACUACUAGCAGCAGCAGCAGUGGUAGCUGCUUGCAGGAUGAAUCCCAACUGUUGCUAGAUAAGCUGCUUAGCUGUAGCCCGGCUAGGAUGGAUUCUGGAAAUAAAUCAAUGCUCCUGGACUCCAGGCUGACUGAUUCGGUUGCUAUCGAUCCUAGAGAUGCUGCAACAAAAGAGUGGGACCUCAAUUUCAGGACACGCCUGAUCAAUCGCGAACGCGAUUGGGCUGCCAAGGAGGACGAGCUUAAACGUGAUUGGUUAAAAAAGAUUAAGUCUCUGGAGGAGGAAAAAGCGAGAGCCAAUGAGAGGGUAGAAAAGAUGCAGGCUUCUAUGUCUUCUAUGAGGUCUGUUUGCAUUGACAGUUUUGAUUGGCUAGCUGGUCUCGUCGGUUGA